Molecule: messenger RNA, 1422 nt
Organism: Colletotrichum siamense
Lineage: Eukaryota; Fungi; Ascomycota; Sordariomycetes; Glomerellales; Glomerellaceae
Product: Vegetative incompatibility protein HET-E-1
Exons: 6
Coding region: 1-1422 (473 amino acids)
Source: RefSeq, a predicted model, not a curated record
AUGGCUCGUUUUACCAAGAAUUCAGAUCGCGAGUACGACGUUGUUCUUCUCGGAGCAACAGGAUUUACAGGUCGCUUCGCUGCGAUGCACCUCGCGGAAAAUGAUCGUGAUCUGAAGUGGGCCAUCGCAGGUCGUUCUGGGGCGAAAUUGACUAAGUUGGCCGAAGAACUGAGACUGAAGACUUCUCAGAACCCAGACGUCAUUCCCGUCGAAUUCACGACCCAAUCGCUUGACGCUCUGGCUAGGCAGACCCGAUGUUUGGUUGCGACGGUGGGCCCUUUUCCCCAGCAUGGUGUCUGGGUGUUCAAAAGCUGUGCGGAGAACGGGACUCAUUAUGUUGAUAUUAACGGCGAGACUCCUUCCGUACUGGAAAUGAUCAAAGCCUAUGAAGACACUGCCAAGUCAACGGGGGCCAUGAUGAUACCUUCAUGUGGAGUCGGCAGUCUGCCUGCCGACCUUCUCACGUGCCUCAUGGUUGAAAAGGUCAAGGAGACAUUCGACUGCCCAACAUCGGCUGGUCUAAUAUCAGUCCAUGACUCGAGAGUACAAGCAAGCGGUGGCACAUUGAAUGGCUUAGUAACUUCUGUCUCAUCAUACGGCUUAAGAAACAUUCUGAAAGCCGGAAAGCCUUGGGCAUUAUCGCCUAUCCGUUCUGCGAGACCCCAAGCUGAUGAGAGCAGAAACGUCAGCAAAGACAUUAUCGAGCGACUUAAACUUGCUGCAGCUCUUCAUCAAUGGUCAACGUCGAUGAUGAAGCUGAUCGAUGUGAGAACACUGAAAAUAGAAGAGGUCUUUGACGAAGAGAUCCCCAACUAUGUCAUCCUAUCUCAUACUUGGGAUGAGGAGGAAGUCAGCUUUCAAGACUUUCAAGACAUCGAUGUCGCCCAGAACAUGAAGGGGUUCGAGAAAAUCGAGGAAAUAUGUCGCCUAGCUCGAGCUCGUGGAGUUGACUAUGCUUGGGUAGACACCUGCUGCAUUGACAAAACGAGCAGCGCGGACCUUUCGGAAUCGAUCAAUUCCAUGUUCAGAUAUUACCAUGAUGCGCAAGCCUGCUACGCAUACUUGGCAGACAUGCCCCGCACACGAUCCUUGGAGAAGCACCUUCGUAACUGCCGAUGGUUUACCAGAGGCUGGACACUUCAGGAAUUGCUCGCUCCCGCUGAAGUGCGGUUUUAUGAUCAGGACUGGAAUCUGUUGGGUACGAAAGAAUCCUUGGUCGAGAUCAUCUCAGACAUCACGGGAAUUCUCUGCGACGUGCUGCUUGGCAAGACACCCCUGUGGGACAUCCCCGUAGCGACGCGGAUGGCUUGGGCGGCUACAAGAAGCACGAGACGAAAGGAGGAUGUGGCAUAUUCGUUAUUAGGAAUCUUCGACAUCAACAUGCCAAUGCUCUACGGAGAAGCCCUCAUUCAUUAUAGUUGA